AACCCUAGUUGAGAACAAGUUUUUUUUUUUAAUUUCCUUCUUCUCUCCCUGUCUCAUUUCUCGUCUUCGUCGCCGUCGAAUCUGAAAUGAUCACCGGAGUACUCCGCAGAUCUUCCUUGCCGUCGAGGCAGGCUCUCUCCGCCGCCUUGACCUCCUUUGAUUCGGUUACCUCACACCAUUUCACUUCAGCCGCCACCGGAGCCUCCGUGAAGCUGAAUCUGAUUGGAAAUGGAUCUACUCUCUCCUCCGCAUCGUCUCCGAGCUCGUUUGGUAACAUAGCGCCGUCUAUGGUUUCCCCCGCGGGGAUCUCGUUUCAAGGUUACGCCACAGGGAGUGAAAGCAGCAUCGGAGAUUCAAAGAAGAUCAAAAUCUCUCCAGAGAAUGUGAGCAAGAAGAAGAAAGAAGGAGGAGAAAGCACAUCAAAGAUCAAAGGAACGAGGAUCUGCAUAGCGAUCCGUUCAUUCGAUAACCCGGAGAAGGAAGCUUGGUGUCUUCCUCCUCACAGUCGCUACGCCGCCAUGCCCGACACAAGGACCCUGUACACGGUGCUUCGUUCCCCUCACGUCGACAAGAAGUCCAGAGAGCAGUUCGAGAUGAGGUUCAAGAAACGGUUUCUUGUCAUCAAAGCUCAGAGCCACGAGCUGAGCAAGAAGCUCUUUUGGUUGAAGCGUUACCGUAUCCUCGGCGCUCAGUACGAGCUGCAGUUCCACUGCAAGACCCGGUUGGAUAUGUCUCCCGUGUUAGCCAGCAUCAAUGGCUCAAGCAUUGGUGGUCAAUGAGACAGGGGUUGUUAAAGAGAAGCUACCAGGUGGGGUUUUUGACCUGAUCCUGCAAUAAUGUCUGAAUCUUACGGGAUUCAACAGAUAAGUCAGCUAUACAUUGUCAAAGACAUGGUUUUAGUUUGAAUUUUGGUGCGCAAUGUUAUAUGCCAAUUCAUUAUGUGUUUGUUAGAUGAUUUUUAUAUUGAAAUUGUUUGACAAAACAAAAAUAGACACAUGCAUUUUGGGCAUAAUUUGGCUUCCAAUAUAUCGUAGUUAGUCUUGAAUGUU
This is a messenger RNA of Brassica rapa (field mustard), 1049 nucleotides long. Its product is annotated as 40S ribosomal protein S10, mitochondrial. Gene Ontology annotation, molecular function: structural constituent of ribosome. Gene Ontology annotation, cellular component: ribosome. NCBI's taxonomy places the organism in Eukaryota, Viridiplantae, Streptophyta, Magnoliopsida, Brassicales, Brassicaceae. Gene Ontology annotation, biological process: translation. The record is from RefSeq and is a predicted model, not a curated record.